AUCCACAUACCAAACCCGAGCUUAUGAAACCGGCACCGAACCGGCUAAACUCGACAAUCGGAAAACCGAGUUAGUUGCAUCGUGGCGAGCGCCUCCGCUUCACUACCAGUAGCUGAAUCGAAGAAUCUUCAAUUUUCUUCUUCUCACUGUUCCACUUCAGUGGAGGAUAUGCUCUGUACAUUACCCAAGCGUUGCUUUUGCACCGUCGCUCCUCGCCCUUGGCUUUUCGUUGGUUUGGGGAAUCCUGGCGACAAAUACAAAGGAACUCGACACAAUGUUGGAUUUGAGAUGAUUGAUGCAUUUGCAGAAUCACAGGGGAUUCAAAUGAAUACGGUUCAUUGCAAAGCCAUUUUUGGAAAAGGUUUUGUUGACGAAGUUCCAGUUUUCCUUGCAAAACCGCAAACUUACAUGAAUCUCAGUGGUGAAUCGGCAGGACCACUGGCUGCUUAUUACAAGUUGCCCCUUAAUCAGGUGAUUGUGUUCCAUGAUGACAUGAACCUGCCAUGUGGGGUGCUUCGUCUUCACGAUAAAGGGGGUCAUGGAAGCCACAAAGGGCUGAAGAGUGUUAUUUACCACUUUAGAGAUAAUAGAGAAUUUCCUCGUCUAAGAAUUGGGAUCGGAAAGCCUCCUGGACAAAUGGAUCCUAAAGCAUUUUUGCUUCAAAAGUUUAAUGUAGCAGCUAGACAACGAAUUGAUGAGGCUUUGCACGAAGGGGUAGAUGCCUUGAAGCUCCUUCUAUCUAAAGGUUUGGAAGUGAGUGCAAAAAGGUUCAACAAAGACCAGAAAUAUAAACACUUAAAAGUGCAGACAUUACCAGUUUGGUAGGAUUCCCUGAUGGCAAGUUGUGUUAUAAGUAUGGUUAGUUUAGUUCUUCACUUUUAAGGUUUAUAUAGAUUGCCUGGGUGCAUAUUGAUGUGUAAAAUGUAAGGAAAAAAUGGGCUGAAUUUUGAAAACAUUCUUCAACUAUGUAUAUUAUCUAGCUUUUCAAGUGUUUUUUAUUUUUUA
Molecule: messenger RNA, 1005 nt
Organism: Vicia villosa (hairy vetch)
Lineage: Eukaryota; Viridiplantae; Streptophyta; Magnoliopsida; Fabales; Fabaceae
Product: peptidyl-tRNA hydrolase, mitochondrial
Exons: 8
Coding region: 169-825 (218 amino acids)
Molecular function (GO): peptidyl-tRNA hydrolase activity
Source: RefSeq, a predicted model, not a curated record